Pogona vitticeps (central bearded dragon) is the source of this 1273-nucleotide messenger RNA. NCBI's taxonomy places the organism in Eukaryota, Metazoa, Chordata, Lepidosauria, Squamata, Agamidae. The record is from RefSeq and is a predicted model, not a curated record.
AGCGCUGGUUCACCAUCCCUUUGGGGGUCGUGGGACUUGUAGUUCUUUCCUUUCCACAGCCAGCUAUAGGUGACUUUGACACGGGGAGACAUUCAGCUGUUGCCGGAAGUUGUGACAGCUCGCCACUCUAGCUCACAGCCUCUAUGAUUCCACUUCCGGUGCUCCCGGAAGUGCAACCGGCGCCUCGGAUUCCAGGCCGAGAUGGUGAGGUUCAAGAACAGGUACUUCCUUUGCGAAAUCAUCUCUGAAGACCCACGCUGCCGACAGUUCAUUGAGGAGCGGACGGUACACAACACGGUGAAGAAUGUUGUAGCGAAGAUGUACGGAGACUUCGGGCUGGCCUGUUGCUCCAUUGCUUUUACAGUAAAGUACCUCAACGCUUACACAGGAAUCGUUCUUCUGUGCUGCCGAAAGGACUUCUAUCGGCUCCUCUGGUCAUCGCUUCCCUUUAUCACUCACUUGGAAAACAGGAAUCAAUCUUGUCCAUGUUCUUUUAACACUCUUCGUGUUGGGGCGACCAUACGCUCAUGCCAGAAAUUCCUAAUUCAGUACAACCGGGACCAGCUGCUCUUGCUGCUGCGCAACUGCACCAAUGAAGACAGAGAAGCCAUCCAGAAGUCCCUGCAGAGCUGCACGCUUGUGGGAGAGCAGCCAACGGAGAGUAAAGACGAAGAGGACAGUGACGGCAGCACAGAGACGGCCUGAGGAAUUCAAUCCCCGGAGGCUUCUGUGAGAAAGCCAGUGCAAUGGAGCUUAUCAUCAUGUUCUUGUCAUUCCUUUUUAAUGAGUCUUAUAUGCCACAGAGCAAAAUAUCUCUUAUAGCAAAGGUUUCCUCAUCCAGUUUACUGUACAGAGGUCUGUAAAGCAACUUACUGCAACUUUCUUGGGCCCAAAGAAUUGUGAUGUAGGUCCGUAUCCCAUACUGUGCUUUAUAUUUAACUUCUGGGCAACAGCUGUUCCCCUGUGCUCCAGGUGUAUAUUCAGAAGGAUACCAAGCAGAACUGGCACUUUUUUGCCUUUGAAGGGCUGCUGAGCCACAGCAAAGGUCAAGCAGGAGCUGCUUCCGAUUGUGGGUGAAGCUUGUAGGUUUUUCUGUACUGCUCCGCCUCUCCCACACAGCUGCACGCGUGGGCACAUGCAUGAAGCAGAAGAGGGGAAGUUACUUCUGGAGAGGCAGCACCCAUGGUAAGAUGCCUUAACAUCAGUUCGUUGUAUCUGAGUCAACGGAUUGUGUUAUCUUUGAAUACUCAAUGAAGUAAAUCUGUUAAAGGUG